AUGUCAGAGAUGGCAUGUAUAGUAUUUCGAAAAAUCUUGUCGUGUGGACAACUUGGUCAUCUCUCAGGUAUUAACUUCUUCUAGCUAGACAAGGGGAGAAAGAGUUACGUUUGAGAAAAUGGGGAAUGUAUUCGCAAUAAUCAAGCCCAUAUUACAUGCUAUAAUGAAAGCUAUCGGAAUGACAUCCAUGUUGGUAGAAAUAGAACCAGGAACCACCAUGCAUUUUUGGGUUCCAAUUGAAUCCACAGCUAUUCAUCAGGACCCUAACAACAAGCCUAAGCCUACAGUUGUAUUUCUCCAUGGAUUUGUUGCCAAUGGAAUUAUGACAUGGCUUUUUCAAAUGGUCUCCUUAAGAACUUCAGGUGCUGAUUUUGCUGUUUACGUUCCUGAUCUACUUUUCUUCGGAGACUCCAUCACUGAUUGUCCCGAACGGUCAACGAGUUUUCAGGCACAUUGUUUAGCAAAGGGUCUGAUGAAGCUGGGAGUUGAAAAGUUUUCUCUAGUGGGAUUCAGUUAUGGAGGAGUGGUUGGGUUCAAGUUGGCUCAAUUGUAUCCUGACAUGGUUGAAUCUAUCGUUAUGUCAAGCACAGUUAUAGAGUUGACUGAGUCUAUUAGCAAUGCUUCGUUGAACAACAUUGGGUUCACAAGCUGGCCUGAUUUUCUUUUGCCCAAAACCAUCUCAGAUCUCAAAGUGCUUCUAUCUAUUGGCACUCACAAGUUUCCCUGGUUUCCUGAUUUUUUCUUCAGGGAUUUUCUUGAGGUAAUGUUUGCCAACCGAAAAGAGAAAUUGGAACUUCUUAAAGCUUUUGUUGUCAGUGACAAAGACGCUGCUACUCCUGAAUACUCACAGAGGAUUUACCUUUUAUACGGAGAUAACGACAAGAUUUUUAAUCAAGCAGUUUCUGAUACUAUAAAAGCGAAGUUGGGAGAAAAUACAACACUCGAGUACAUAAAAAGUGCAGGACAUCUAGUUCAAUUGGAGCGGCCCUUCGCUUACAAUUGUUUUCUCAAGAAAAUUCUUUCAUAUUCAAGUGGCUCUGGGAAAAUGUGAUGAAUAUGCACUAAAUGUCACCUUUAUCAAAUUAUGUAUUAAUUGUCGUAGUUUAUGUUCCAAACUUGUUCUGUUGCAAUAGUAAACACAUUUCCAUAGCAGUUGCACAUGGAAAAAGCAUAUUAA
Lycium ferocissimum is the source of this 1177-nucleotide messenger RNA. RefSeq lists its product as uncharacterized. The transcript is spliced from 5 exons. The record is from RefSeq and is a predicted model, not a curated record. Gene Ontology annotation, molecular function: catalytic activity. Bases 119 to 1051 code for a protein of 310 amino acids. Lineage: Eukaryota; Viridiplantae; Streptophyta; Magnoliopsida; Solanales; Solanaceae.